Molecule: messenger RNA, 1668 nt
Organism: Anthostomella pinea
Lineage: Eukaryota; Fungi; Ascomycota; Sordariomycetes; Xylariales; Xylariaceae
Source: the annotation of a GenBank genome assembly
AUGGCCCCUCCUGAGCCCCCCCAGCAGAUGGGUGCAGCUACGAAAAAGAAGAAUAACAAGAAGAAGAAGAACGCAGCGAAGUCGAAGCCGACCGAGGAAGACGCGAAAGCCACCGAAAUACCCCAGAAUGGCGAGUCGCGCGACAAGGAGGGAGAUCAAUCCGACGAUCCGGAUGCUCCAGCCGUGAAUGCCCAACGAGACUCUCCGAACGGUCAUGCCAGGUCAACGUCUACCAAUGGACAACCCUCUGCAGCAUCGCCAUCGAAACCCGUGGUUGAGCAAGCGGACGAGCCGAAAGAGGAUACAGCCAGUGCAGAUACGAGCGCCAGGUUAGAAGCAAUGACGACAGAACGGCAAGCUCUGAGAGCAGAAGUAGAGGAAUUGCGGAAACAACUAGAGGGCAUACAAGCAACACAUACGCAGGAGACGACACAGCUGAAGUCAGACCUGGAGGAAGUCGAGGCGGCCAAGGAGCAUGUCGAGGAGCAGUACCAGACCCUCGUUGGCAGAGUCGAGAAGAUCAAGGAGAGCGUCGGCAACAGAUUAGCCAGAGGAAAAGAGGAGCUAGAAGAAGCGAACCAGCGCAUCGACGAGCUCGAGACACAAAACGAGGAACUCCAGAAGGGCACUCACGGCUUCGAGGACGAGAUCGCGGGGCUCAAGACUGAGCUGCAGGAUGCUACAAGGGAACUGUCUAGCCUGCGGAGUCGGAAUAACCUCUCACAGCAUAACUCCCUGAAAGAGAAGGAGGACAUGACGCGACAGAUCCAGCAUCUGAGGGAAGAGGCAGAAGCGGCCAAAGACGCGAUGGGCGACUGGGAAGUCCUGGCAAUGGAAGAGCGUUCCAUCCGGGAAAGUCUCACCGAGAAGACGGCGGCACUGGAAGAAGAGGUGUCGACGCUCAGGGAUAGUUACGAGCGAGCAGCUUCUGAGCGGGAUAGUCAAUCCCAAGCAGUGGACAGUCUCCAAAGGGCCCUCCAAGAGAUUCAGGAGGCUCGCAAGAAGGAAUUAAGAGAGAUGGUCGAGACAUCCGAGGAACAGCUCCAAGCACUGAAGAAGCUUGUGAAAGAAGCUGAUUCAAGGGCCUCGGUCGCAGAAACUGCGAAAGAUUCGCUGCAGAAAGAGCUAGAGCGUACAGCGCCGUACGAGAAAGAGGUGAAAGAGAAGAAUCUGCUUAUUGGCAAAUUGAGGCACGAGGCUAUCGUCCUCAACGAUCAUUUGACCAAAGCAUUACGGUACCUCAAGAAGUCCAAGCCGGAGGAUAACAUCGACAGGCAAAUCGUUACAAACCACUUCCUCCAGUUCCUCGCUCUAGACCGUUCGGAUCCCAAGAAGUUCCAAAUCCUGCAGGUCAUUGCCGGACUGCUCAACUGGACGGACGAGCAAAGAGAACAGGCUGGACUGGCACGUCCUGGCACGUCCAACAACUCCCUCCGCCUUCCUACGUCUCCAUUCCACAGGACGCCUAGUACGCCGUCCCUCAAUGCCGAAUUCUUCUCGGAGCCCACGCCCACUUCGGCGCACAACAAGGAGUCUCUGGCGGACCUCUGGGCCGGGUUCUUGGAGAGGAGCGUGGACGAGGCAUCACAGGCAGGCGGGUCGAGGAAGGGCAGCAUGUCGAGUAUAGCAACGGGCAAUACCAGGCCAGAGACGAGGGGUGCCCCCUAG